Molecule: messenger RNA, 1329 nt
Organism: Cryptomeria japonica (Japanese cedar)
Lineage: Eukaryota; Viridiplantae; Streptophyta; Pinopsida; Cupressales; Cupressaceae
Product: ATP-dependent DNA helicase pfh1-like
Exons: 1
Coding region: 1-1329 (442 amino acids)
Biological process (GO): DNA repair; telomere maintenance
Molecular function (GO): DNA helicase activity
Source: RefSeq, a predicted model, not a curated record
AUGGGCGCUUCUAUCAAAAUCAACAUCAAUGAUCUCCAGAUGCUGGGCAAACGUGAUUACGAUAUUAACUUUGAUUGGAAUGAACCUCAUCCCACUGAUGUACUUCAUCAUACUGUUGUUAACUUCAUUUCCACAAGUAAAAUAAAUCUCCACCAUGCCCUUCACCAACUAGCUUCUUCUAGCAGUGAUACUUUCCCUUUGGUACCAAAACAAAAACUUGCACUUGAGCUUAUUCUUACCCAUUAUGCAUCUCAUCAAACCAUACCACCUCUCUGUAUGAUUAUACAAGGGACUGCAAGCACUGGCAAAUCCUAUUUGAUACAAUGCAUUAGAAAAAAAUUUAACCUUUCCACUAAUCUAGAGCACAAUCAUUUGCUUGUGCUUUCCCCAACAGGCAUUUCUGCAUAUAAUAUUCAAGCAACAACAAUCCAUGUUUUCCUGUGCAUCCCUCUUAGAUAUAUGCAAACAGGCCAAUCUUUAAUUUUCUUCCAAGAACAAUAUAAACAAUUGCAAUAUAUUAUAAUUGAUGAAAUGAGCUUUUUGGGUCCUAAAUUGCUUUUGAAAAUUAACAGCAGAUUACGACAAGCAUUUCCUCAUAAAGAACAUGAACCAUUUAGAGGUAUCUCAAUAAUCCUUGUAGGUGACCUUGGUCAACUGCCUCCUGUAAUGGACAAGCCUUUGUAUGCAUCACAUUCUACAACACUUUCAUUAUGGUGCUUUUUCCAAACUGUGGUUACCUUGGAUACAAGUUUCCGACAGCAAGGUACAUUGGAUAUCCAACAACAAUUUCGUGCAAUCUUGCAAAACAUUAGAAAUGCCAAUGCACUCCAAACAGAUUGGGAACCUCUUAUGUCUCGAUCAUCCACUAAACUGGUUGUUAAUGAUAACAAAAACUUUGACAAUUCAAUUCAUUUAUUUGCAACAAAUGCAUCAUCCAAACACCACAAUACUAAAAUGUUAAAACAAUUGCACUUGCCUGUUGUGCGAUGUGUUGCCCAAGUUCCAAGGCAAAGUAACAUUGGAUAUGAUAAUGAUGAACAACUCCCUUCUAAAAUACUCCUCUCCCUCAAUGAACAAGUAAUGUUAAUUGCUAAUCUAUGGAUACAAGCUAGCUUGGUCAAUGGCUCAUUAGGACAAAUCAAAUCCAUUGUCUAUGAUACAAAUUUUAAACCUCUUGACUUGCCAAAGUACAUCGUUGUUCAGUUAGAACAUUAUAUUGGACCUCCUUGGGACAGUACAAAUGCUAAAUUUGUACCUAUACCUCCUAUUACUCGAGUUAGCCGCACUCAAUUCCCCCUUGCAAUGGCUUGGGCUAUUACUAUUCACUAA